Molecule: messenger RNA, 784 nt
Organism: Mauremys mutica (yellowpond turtle)
Lineage: Eukaryota; Metazoa; Chordata; Testudines; Geoemydidae
Exons: 5
Coding region: 165-770 (201 amino acids)
Source: RefSeq, a predicted model, not a curated record
GUGAUCCUUAGGUUGAGAGGAGGCAAAAGGGGGCAACGCCAGGACUCACCAAAAGGGGGUGCUCUGGGACAGUGCCAGACACUGCAUGGAAAUGUAUUGAGACAGCAGCUUUGGUUGCCAACAUGACAAUGGGACAGAGAAGCACACUGGACUCCUGAGGAAGAAUGAAUGCAAUGGCUGUCCAGGGUUUCUGCUCUCCAGGGUCGCUCCCAGAAAUUUUUCCCAUGGUGUGCACGGCUGAACCACUCUCAAGGCAGGGCUCACAGCAUCCACUGGGACAAAUUUCCGAAAUUAAACUGCGUGCAGGUGCAGUCCCGAUAGCUGAGCACCACCAAACACGAUGGCACCGGCAGCAUACCAGCCUGACCCACUCUCACGUGCCUGAGCAACAGUUACGUGACGCGGCCCUCACAGAGAAAGGGAAGGGCCGCCCCACUGACCACCAUUGCUGCCUUUUUGCAAGACAAGGCAGUUCCUCAGGUGCCAUCCCUACAGGAACUUCACCCGCUGGGGCAGAAAGAUUUGCCAACAUAUGGAUGCUAAAGGGAAGAAGAAGAAAAAACGAAGGCGCACAGAAAGAAGGAAAGAGGUGGAGCAGUUUUCCAUCCGAGGGCCUUAAAACUGGAGGGAAGAAAAACCCUGCCGUCCUCUCCAGCCCCUCGAGGAACCUGGCCUGCUCCUCUCAUUCAAAUGGGAGUAAUAACCCUAGGACCUUCCCGUUGGUGAUGACAUCCCCAUUGGGCACCAACAAGAGUGUCAGCUACAAAUAGGAUUCUCCAUUAAA